AUGGCAUUUCGAUACUUUGCAAGCCUCCCGCUGGAGCUCCAGAUCAAGAUAUGGCAGGCCUAUGUGCACCCCGGGCCGGCCAUGCACAUCUUUGACGUGUGUUAUCCAUCAUGGAAAGGGGACAAACGUACCGAAAAGGCCUUCCAGCCAUUAAGGGAUAGCAAAGAAGGAGAGAAGAAGCUCAAAGAGUACAAAAACAAGGUGUUUCUUGAUCGUAUGGACACUAUUGGCCCAAAAAGCGUGUUCGAUCCAAGCAUGUAUCAUGCGACUGCGACGUCGAGGCUGGUCAGCCGUCUUACGGAGCGAACCGUCCGAGAAACAGAGACCAAGCAAGAUAUGAACGAGAUCCAUCUUGCUGGUCGAGGUCAAAAGAUUCCCAUCCCGGCGUCGGAUGUCCUGAUGUUGCGCAUUCGCCAAGAUCCAUCCGACCAUUCAAAUUUACACACCGAGACACUUCUCUGUCCACCACCCAUCAAGGACAUCCUGGAGAACCAGUGGUCAACCGAGCUAGCUUCAGCCUUGCGAGGCGCGAAGAAGAUAGCCAUUGAUGUGAGCGAAACGUGGGCGACGGGCUUGUACGGCGAGUUGGGUCUCGAGGAGAUUGCCUUUUUUGCGUGCACGAUCCAGAAAGAUCUCGAGGUGCUGUAUCUAGUAGAUGAGUGUGCUGGGCGAUGUCAGCGGUGCCGAAGACAGAAUGUCAAAAUGGACGAUAUCCGGAAGCGUGACGCCCUAUGGGAAGGUCUACGAACGAAAGACAUUAAUGACGACGAUCGACCAGGCGAUAUCAUCAACGCCGUUUCGAGACGCUACGUUGAAGCGACGAACCUCGCCGCCCUGGGAUGGGAUGAGGAACACCCAUCGUAUCUCUUUGCUUGUUUGAUUGACACCGCUAUCAAGACCCAGCAAGAAGGCACGGAUAGAGGCAAGUUUCAGGGUGUCAGAGUGUUGGUGGUAGAAGAUGAGUGA
Messenger RNA from Fusarium graminearum PH-1, 966 nucleotides. RefSeq lists its product as uncharacterized. Lineage: Eukaryota; Fungi; Ascomycota; Sordariomycetes; Hypocreales; Nectriaceae. The record is from RefSeq and is a predicted model, not a curated record. The transcript has a single exon. The coding region runs from base 1 to 966 and encodes 321 amino acids.